Aureobasidium melanogenum CBS 110374 is the source of this 723-nucleotide messenger RNA. RefSeq lists its product as uncharacterized. The transcript has a single exon. Bases 1 to 723 code for a protein of 240 amino acids. Lineage: Eukaryota; Fungi; Ascomycota; Dothideomycetes; Dothideales; Saccotheciaceae. The record is from RefSeq and is a predicted model, not a curated record.
AUGGAAAGCCCAGGUCCCCCCAUGGUCGCUGUCAAGGCUCCUCUUCGCGACUCGGGUACCCGACGCAUCAACUUCCUCGAUCUACCCUCGGAAGUCAAGAACCUCGUCUACCUCUACCUAUACCGUGACCGCACCAAGAGAGCCAUCAAUCUCUGCGUUCUCAGCCCUGCUUGGAAGAGCCCUUCACCUCCUACCGCUUUCAUGAAUACCUGCUCGACCAUCGCCUCGGAAUUGAUGCCUCUCUACUUCAGCAACUGCCUGUUCACCAUCGACACCAUGCACACAGAGAAUGCGCAACUCCUUGCCGAAGCAUUCAAGUGGCUGAAGAAGGUUGGUGACAAGAGCAGCGCGCACUUCCGCCGCCUCCACGUCAUCCACGACCAGACCCCAUUCUUCCAGUACGAGAUAAACAUCACCAUCACCGAGGAGAAGGAAGUCACCAUCGAGGAAAUCAAGGGUCCCGCCAAGUACCUUGACAUGUGGCUUGCCAUGGAAGGACUGCCAGGCGGAUCCCGAAUGUCACCAGAGCGCAAAGACAUCUACUCGCGCCUGCACAGAGAGCUGACUGACGAUCUCGUCAAUACCCUGACCCACCGCAUCAACACCAACGAGACAGGAGCCCUGGGUGUCACCGAGUUUGAACUCAUUUUGGAGCGCAUUAGUUUCCACUUGGGUGAAUUCUGCAGAAGAGAGGAUCGCAAGAGACGCAGACGCCAGAGAUAG